CAGAGGUCACGAAACCGCCUCGGGUUAUGCCCAUUGAAUAUCCCGAAACGCCAUGAACAGAGGAAACUGUAGGGAUACAGAGGUUAAAAUGGCUUUGAUUUUGAUUUUACUUUGAUUAAACUUCUGUGUGAUCGAGCAGAGGUGGUGUAGGGGUGAGACCAGAACAGAAAACCAAUAGCAUGCACAUCCUCACCAGUUAGAAGGGGCAGGGACUUACUCCCCUGGCUUUCCUGCAGCCCCAGCUUUCAUCCCGGGGAGGUCGCCGAGGCGCUGGCACAGUUCCUGCAGGAGGGACGGAUGUCAGCCCUGAUGUGGGAGGUCUGCCAGCAGCAGGCACAGGCUGGCUCUGCUGAGCUGCAGGAGGCCCUGCUCAACAAGAUCGUGUGUUUGCCUGAUCAUGUGAGCAAUAAACUCCAGGGGAGAAACCCGCCAGUGUUCUUCCCACAGAACUACUAUCCUCUGCUGGGUGGCGCAGUUAUCCAGGUGUUGCAGAAGAUCUCCGAUUCUCUAAGAGGUGGCUUGGACUGCUCAAUCUCUUUCGUUUCUCAUGUCCUGGGGAAGGUAUGCGUCCAUGGGAGACAGAAGGAAAUUCUGAGCGUUUUGGUACCCCGCCUAACAGACCUCACCAAGUCAGACUGCAUCUGGCAAAGAAUAUGCUGGCGAUUGGUUGAAUGCGUGCCAGACCGCUGGAUGGAAGCAGUGGUCCUUGGUUUUGUGCAGAGCGCACCCGGGGCAGAUACCUUGUCGAGGUUGCUGGGGAACCUGGUAGUGAAAAACAAGAAAGCUCAGUUUGUGGUGACUCAGAAGGUGCUGCUCUUGCAGUAUUGCCACACGACUGCAGUGCUGCAGAACCUCCUUGGCUACCUGGCCCUGGACAGCCUUCGGCGUGCCUUAUUGAUCAAAGUGCUGCAAGAACUCUUGGAGACCUGGGGCAGCAGCAGUGCUGUGAAACACUCGCCGCCAGAGCAGCAGCAGUAUAUUAGCAAGGCCAUCCUUAUCUGCCUCUCCCACCUGAAGGAGCCUGAAAUCGAGAGCUGCAGACAAGAGCUUCUCACAAGCAUGAUGGAGGGCGUGAAAUGCCACUUGGACAGCAAUCUGCCACAAGUACGGCGUCUGGGAAUGAUUGUGGCAGAGAGCAUCAGUUCAAAAAUAAACACUGAUGGGCCUGUCCUGAAGUUUCAGUACGAAGAAGAUGACGAAGCAAGAGAAUUGAAGUCCCUUCUGGUGCAGACUCCAUCAUUCUGUGCUGUCCCCGGCCGUCUAGAUGAUGACAGAAAUUAUCUGCCAUUCUGUUUAGGCAGCAAGGGUUGGUGGUUGCCAUCAGUAUUGGAGAGUAACAAGAAAUCCCAUACAGCAGCCCCUGCGACGCCAGAUGAGGAGUCGGAUGCUGAGCUUGACAGUGAUGAUGACCUCAUCCCCUAUGACAUGUCAGAGGAUAAAGAACUAAAGACUAAGGCUCCUGUGUAUAUCCGAGACUGUAUUGAAGUCCUGACAGGAUCUGAAGACGUGGACAAAUGGGAAGCUACGAUCAAGGCUCUUGAGAGCUUGGUUCGAAAGAAUCCAGCAGCCACAAGAGAGGUUAGUGUGGAGCUGGCAAAGAUAUUGCUGCAUCUGGAGGAGAAGACCUGUAUUGAAGGCUUUGUGGAGCUCCGUCAGAGAGCUCAAGUAGCUGUUCUAACCACAGAUCCGAUACCGGUAGCGAAGUACUUGACCUCCCAGUUCUACUCUCUGAACUACAGUCUUCGUCAGCGCAUGGACAUUCUUGAUGUAUUGGUUUUGGCAGCUCAGGAACUGUCCUAUCCCAAAUCCCAUGGGAAGACCAAGCAUUCUGGUGCCCCAAACCCUCGUAUCCAGCUCCUUCCUGGGAGUGACAGCUCUAAGGACUGGAGAAGAAUUGUUGAUGAGAGGAUCAAAAGCAAGACUCGGAGAUUUGCUACGGGUCAGUCUCAAGUGGAAAUGGCUUCUGGCCCAAAUGAGUUCAAUUCUGUUGCUGGGCACUUCUUUUUCCCGUUGAUUCAGCACUUUGACAGGCCUUUGACAACAUUUGAUCUCCUGGGGGAAGAUCACUUUGUCCUUGGAAGACUGGUCCACACUUUAGCAAUCCUGAUGCACUUGGCUGUCAACACUGUGGCAGUUACUGCAAUGGGAAAGGCGCUGCUGGAGUUCGUCUGGGCUCUGCGUUUCCACACUGACUCGUAUGUGCGCCAGGGCCUUUUGUCCUGUAUCUCCUCCAUGCUUCUCAGCGUCCCUUCAGAGCGUCUUCUGCAAGACAUGACCGACGAGCUUUUGGAGACUCAGUCCUGGCUGGGAGAUGUGGUGGAGAAAGAUCCCGAUGGGGACUGCAGGAGGCUGGCCUUGCAGACCUUGCUGCUAAUGGAGAACCUGAAAAAGAAACUCAAAACUGUCCCUUCCUAACUGAAGGGUAAAAGAAAUGACCUCUACCUCGUACUCUUGCCAGCUGGACGCGUGUAGGCACUGCUGGGGCCUCUUCAGCAGUCACCUGGCUGGAGAAGAGGAAGAAGGGGGAAGGGUGCAGAGCUGUAAGCCAGCGAACCUGACUUGACAUCUGGACUUUGUAGUGGAGGCCAAUUUAGUGAGCUAUUGCUAUCCGGUACGGCGUGUACAGAUGCAGGAAGGUAGGCUAGCGCUGCCAUCCUCCCCACACCCCCAGCCCCCACCCCCAGCUAUUUAUAACCUUGGCAGGUUUGAGUGCUUUGCUAAAAAUACAGGGACGAUCUCAUAGCAGACUUCUUGUCAGAAAAACAGGAGAGCUGGAGAGGGCCACAUCCCUCCCAGGGCCAAGCCGAUGACAUGCCCGUAGCAAAGGCUCCCGUGCCUUCUAGCAGUCAGCCUCGGGCACGAUAGGCGUUAGUCUGCUGUUUGAGGGGUGGCCUGGUGUCAGGAAUGACACCGCUAGCGAGGCACAAGGACUGAACAGCUACGCUGACAGUCUGAAAACGCGGCAAACCAUAAAGGCCUGAGCUAGGGCCAUGCUCUGGCUAGGAAGGAACAAGGCAGGAAUCCUUUCUGUAUGAUCACAGUACAGAAAUAAGUUUCUACUGAAGGGUAACUAAUGUCCAGACUUUGACCUUCAAAUCUCCUCCCACCCUUCUUCCCUGAAUGCAUGCAAUUAAAAAACUUCACAUUCACCCCAAGUUUUGAAGCGUCACAGUACAGGAAAAAGGAAAAAAAUCGCUCUGAGCAGAAGGGCUGGGUGGUGUGGAAUGUACGAGGGUGACCCCUUUGUGGGGCAGGGCGUAAAGGCGAGCAAAACCUUGGUUGCUUAUGUUGAGGUUCUGCUCAUGGUCCUGCUUGUGCCAGGGAAGAAAUCUACAUCCUAAAAUCUGAGUAGUACAGAGUAGCUUGACAUAACCGUGGUGGCUGGAAAAGAAGCUUCACUGGCUCCAAGUGACCCAGCCUGAGCAGGGGGGCUUGGACCCGACGCCCUCCAGAGGUGCCUUCCAGCCCCAACCAUUCUGUGCCUCCAGGGCUUAGGCCAGACGGUUGUAAAUGUCAGCUCUGGCCUGCACGACUCUGUGCUGCAUUAAACACAAAAGCAUUGAGUUGGGGGACAUCUGCCUUCAUUCCGCAGUAGGGGAGCGGUUUGAUUUUACCCAAGCUCCUACCCCGAUGGGGCAGGGGUUGUUUGCAGCAGCUCUGACUCCUGGGGAAUGACAGACAAGUUAGUGAGCACCUUAGCAGGCCAAAGCUGUAGUUAAAAAUUUUGUCACCUCACAAGUUUCCACCUCCGUUACUCAGCUCUUUCCUGUUCUUGGAAAAAGGCCUGACAUUACAGUGUGCAGUUCUUGUUGGGCUUUUCCCCACUCAAAUUUAUUAAACUACUAACCCCAGCUUUGUUACAGGACUUACAUGUGACACUGU
Egretta garzetta (little egret) is the source of this 3882-nucleotide messenger RNA. It is a transcript of the gene TELO2, whose product is annotated as telomere maintenance 2. Gene Ontology annotation, biological process: protein stabilization; telomere maintenance via telomerase. The record is from RefSeq and is a predicted model, not a curated record. Gene Ontology annotation, cellular component: cytosol. The transcript has 19 exons. Gene Ontology annotation, molecular function: telomeric repeat DNA binding; Hsp90 protein binding. NCBI's taxonomy places the organism in Eukaryota, Metazoa, Chordata, Aves, Pelecaniformes, Ardeidae. The coding region runs from base 298 to 2415 and encodes 705 amino acids.